AUGCCAUUUGAAGGGGUGACAGUGCCAUUUGAAGAGGUGACAGUGCCAUUUGAAGGGUGCCAUUUGGGGGUGCCAGUGCCAUUUGGGGUGACCGUGCCCUUGUCCCCAGCUCUCCUGGUGGCCGUCCGGAUCAAUGGCCAGGGCCGCGAGGUUCUGUACCUGGCCAAGGGCGACUCGGUCAAGCUGGGCUGUCCCUACGUGCUGGAGCCCGAGGACGCGGGGCCCCAGGGCGUGGGCAUCGAGUGGAUCCAGAUCACGCCCGAGAGACCCGGCCCCGAGAACGUGUUCCUGUCCUACCAGGACCACCACGUGAACUACGGCAGCUCGGGGCUGCAGGACCGCGUGGCCUUCGUGCAGACGGACCCGGGCCAGCGCGACGCCUCCAUCCGCGUGGCCGACCUGCAGGAGAGCGACACCGGCACCUACCAGUGCCGCGUCAAGAAGAACACGGUGGCCGUGCACGAGGUCAUUGUCACCGUGCAAGAGAAGCCGGCGGCCCCGCAGUGCUGGAGCGAGGGGGCUCUGACCGAGGGGGGGUCGGUGCUGCUGCGCUGCUUCAGCCGGGGCGGGGCCGCGCCCCUCAACUACCAGUGGGCAAAGCUGGCAGAGGGCUACGGCGGGGGGCGCCUGCCCGCGGGCACCCUGCAAGGCCGCGCUCCGGGUGACCUGGUGAUCCGCAGCCUGACGGUGGCACACGCUGGCACCUACCAGUGCCGGGUCAGCAACCGCGUGGGCUACUCGGUGUGCCAGCUGAGCCUGAACCCCGCGCCCCGCUGUGUGCCCACGGCAGGCGGGCGGCAGGCUGGCAUCAUCGUGGGCUCCAUCCUGGGCUCGCUCCUCCUGCUCAGCCUCCUGGGGCUGCUGAUCUGGGCACUGAUCGCCCGCUACCAGCGCAAGGAGUGCCAGCGCGCCUGCAGCGACUGCAGGAGCAGCACGGGUGGCACUAUGCCCCGGCCCUGCGCCGCCUGUGCCCACCACUCCUACUCGCCGCAUGGCAUCAGCUACCUGCAGUGCCAGCACGGCGACAGCGACGAGCGCGGGGCCGCGCUGCUCUGCAACGACGGCAUGCGACACCAGGUGACAUGUCCCGCGCUGUGACACCGCGGGGACACCGCGGGGACAGCGACGGGGACGGCGACAGCGACAGCGACUCUGCAGAAGUGACGGCAGGAGCGGCUCAAACCGUUCAAAAAUCCGAAAAAGCUUCAAAAUCCUACAGAAUUCAGCACAAAAUCCCACAAAAUUCCAUGUCUGGAACUCCCUCUCGGGGCCACCGCAGCGACAGUGACAGUGACAGUGACAGUGACAGUGACUCUGCAGAAGUGAUGGCAGGAGCGGCUCAAACCGCUCAAAAAACCCGAAAAAGCUUCAAAAUCCUACAGAAUUCCGCACAAAAUCCUACAAAAUUCCCUCGAAAUGGCACCAAAUCCCAAAAAAUUCCAUGUCUGGAACUCCCUCUCGGAGCCGCGACAGCGACA
Molecule: messenger RNA, 1478 nt
Organism: Taeniopygia guttata (zebra finch)
Lineage: Eukaryota; Metazoa; Chordata; Aves; Passeriformes; Estrildidae
Source: RefSeq, a predicted model, not a curated record